This is a messenger RNA of Brassica rapa (field mustard), 2552 nucleotides long. RefSeq lists its product as uncharacterized. The record is from RefSeq and is a predicted model, not a curated record. Lineage: Eukaryota; Viridiplantae; Streptophyta; Magnoliopsida; Brassicales; Brassicaceae.
UCAACCCCUUCUCGCAAGCUCUCCUUCUCGAGUUCAUCCAGGUAGACUAUACGACACCUGCGCAAAUGUUGAUGAUGGUGACUGCCACGUUUGGAAGUGGUGGGAUGUCGCCGUUAUGGAAGAGAUGAAAGCAAGAGAUUUACACACCCUCCAACUGGCUGAAAAGGUAGAUUCUCUUACCCUUAUGGGUGACUAUGUGACUGAGCAGAAGGUGGCUAAACUAGAGGAGAUGGUUUCUAAGCUAAGUAACAAGAAUCCAGUGUUCACCAAUCGGUUUGAAAUGGUAGUUGCUUUCAUUGUUGUUUUACUCGUAAUAUGGAUGAUGGUCAUGUUUAAGUAGACUGCUUAUGUAUUUUAGCUGUAAUGGUCGGGUUGUUGCUUUGCGGUUUGUAAUAAGGACUUAUGUAUUAGGGACCAAAAUCAUUUGGAUUUGGUGUUGUAUUAAACUUUUUUCAUGUCGGUAUGGUGUUGUGAUCACGGGAGUUAGAAACAUAUAAACACGUGAAACAACACAACAAAACAAGCAAUCAACUGUCAGAAGAAACUAAUAAUCAAAGAUUGUGUGCUAUAAAACAUCACGGGAGUUAUCAUAUCUGGUGUCACAAGAAUUCAAACUAUUAACAUCACGGGAGUUAUAGGGAAAUAAACAGAAGGAAAACAUUGUGUGCUAUAAAAAUAUAACAUCUUCUCUCAUUACCUUCACCACAUCUCAUCUCUCUUGAACUCUCUUUCCAAACAUUUCCUCUCAAUUCAUUUUUUUGGAAAAUGGCUUCUUCUUCUCAUUAUCAUUAUCACAAAGAUGAUGAUGUUGAAUUUGAAUCCCUUUUUGAAGAAUUAUUAGAAAUCCCUGAAACUUUUCCCGAACCGAAAGAGCGUAAAAAACGUAUAUUUAUUGAGAGAAACCGGGAAGAAGGCCACAUCAACCUGUGGAAUGAUUAUUUUUCUGAAACUCCUACAUACCCUCCCAAUAUAUUCCGACGACGAUUUCGAAUGAGCAAGUCAUUGUUCCUGCGUAUUGUGGAUUGUCUCUCUACGGAAGUAGCUUAUUUUGCUCCAACACAAGAUGCAGUCGGAAGAUCAAGUCUAUCACCGCUCCAGAAAUGCACUGCAGCCAUUCGUCAAUUAGCAUAUGGUGGUGGGGCUGAUACAGUUGACGAAUAUGUAAGACUUGGUGAAACCACAGCUCGAAAAUGCUUGCACCAAUUUACCGCGGGAAUUAUCGACUUGUUUGGAGAUGAAUACCUAAGACGUCCAACAGCGGAGGAUCUAGAAAGACUACUCGCUAAAGGAGAAGAACGUGGAUUUCCCGGAAUGAUUGGAAGCAUCGAUUGUAUGCACUGGGAGUGGAAAAAUUGCCCCACCGCUUGGAAAGGUAUGUAUUCACGAGGAACCGAUAAACCAACAAUUGUGUUGGAGGCCGUAGCUUCUUAUGACCUGUGGAUAUGGCACGCUUUUUUUGGAGCUCCAGGUACUAUGAAUGAUCUUAAUAUUCUAGAUCGAUCACCUGUUUUUGAUGACAUUAUUAACGGCAUAGCUCCGCAAGUCAACUUCAAUGUCAACGGAAGGGAGUACGAUUUUGCCUACUAUCUCACGGAUGGUAUUUAUCCGGAAUGGGCGACAUUUAUUCAAUCUAUCCGACUACCACAGGGUCCAAAACAUUCACUAUUUGCUAAAACCCAAGAAUCUGUCCGCAAAGAUGUUGAGCGUGCCUUUGGAGUCCUACAAGUUAGAUUCGCCGUUAUUAAAAAUCCUUCAAAUUUAUGGGAUAAAUCUAAGAUAGCAAAUAUUAUGAGAGCAUGUAUCAUACUCCAUAAUAUGAUUGUCGAAGAUGAACGACGUACACAGACUCAAGAUGAGACGUUUCAAGAUGAGGAUAUUUCUUUUUCCGUCAAGAUGCCUACCGAGCUUUUCAAUACACUUGAUCGUCGGGCAAAAGUUCGGGAUAGACCAAUCCAUAGACAAUUAAAACUUGAUUUGAUCGAACAUAUAUGGGAUCAAUUUGGGUAUGAAAAUUAAGUUUUCAUGUUUAAGUUUCUAUGCAUUUAAUAAAACAUAUGCUUUUAUGAAUUUUUUUUUCAAAAUUAUAAUCUUUUUUUUUUAAUUUUUGUUCAACUUUGUUAUUUUCUUAAGUUUAAUGUUAUAUGUUUUAUUAUAAAGUCCUACCAAAUAUUUUGCAAAAUAAAAAAAAAUACUAUUUAGCUAAGAACCUACAAAAGUAUCUACCAAUAAUCUUCACUUUUAAUCAAGUAUCUUAGCAAAAUCUCUUAAUCUAAUUAUAUUAAUAAACUAACCUAAGAUAUGCAAUAAAGUCCUAGCAAUGAGGAUGCUCUUACUGUCUUGUUAUUAGCUUCUUGCUUGUUAUUAUUCAUAGCUUUUGUGUUCCUUAUUCAUAGUUGCAAAACAAACAAUCAUGAAUCAGAAGGAAAAGGAAAACCAGCGAUUUUGAAAGCAGUCAUGCCGCCAUCAACGACUAAGUUAUGUCCUGUAACAUAUUUACCGUCUUCAGAGGCCAAAAACAGAGCAGCUUUAGCCACGUCAGCUUCUUCGCACUC